This is a messenger RNA of Protopterus annectens (West African lungfish), 2557 nucleotides long. Its product is annotated as cryptic protein-like. The record is from RefSeq and is a predicted model, not a curated record. NCBI's taxonomy places the organism in Eukaryota, Metazoa, Chordata, Ceratodontiformes, Protopteridae. The transcript is spliced from 6 exons. Bases 340 to 954 code for a protein of 204 amino acids.
ACGUGUGAAAUGUCUUAUUUUGUUAUGGGGGUGGUGCAGCGAAGGUGAUAAUAGAGUGUAAAGAAGCCGUCUUUUGCUUGGUGUGUGGGAAGACUCUGGAGUAGAUGGAAAAUGAGUCAGCAGCUGAAGGCAAAAAGUGAAACUGUAAAUUUAUUUUACAGGAAGAGAACAUAGGUUAUCAGACAACAUAUAGUGACAUAGUAGCGGGAUUUUUUUAGCCCGGGGUGACUGCAGCCCUAGGCAUCAGAAAGUGUAUAAGAAAAAGUCGUAAAGUCCCGGCACGUGCGGAGAAAGUGCCCAGCUCGUUCGCUACCCCCCCCCCCCCUACUUUGGGACAACAUGGGACAAGUUCGGGGGUUAUCUAGAUUUCUCCUUGUAAGUGUGGCGGUACUACGGAUGGUCUAUCUUGGAAUUGCAUGUGAAGGGGAAGGUUGUGAGGAUGAGUACCGUUUCUUACCGACAGAAGGUCGAAGACCGAAAAGUAACCACAGCAGUUCCUUGAAGCAGUUCACAGAUAUGAACAAUCGUUCUGAGAGCCGAAGAUACCGGGAUUCGCCUGGUGCCCACAUACCUUUUAUUGGCCUUACACACAGUAGUAAACUGAACAGGAAUUGUUGUAAAAAUGGAGGUACCUGUAUCCUGGGAAGUUUUUGUGCAUGUCCAAAAUACUUCACUGGAAGAUACUGCGAGUAUGAUGAACGUCUUCGGUAUUGCGGCAUUAUUCCUCAUGGAGAGUGGGUGAGGAGAGGUUGCUCCUUGUGUAGAUGUGGUUAUGGGAUGCUUCACUGCUUUCCGAAGGUGUUUCUUGAAAACUGUGAUGACGUUCAGGAUGAAGAAGAAUGGUACCUGAGGCUAGCUUCUGGGGGAGCUAGUGAGAAAUCACAGUUGCACUAUUUACAUCUUUUGCUUGUAGGAUAUGUUCUUAGGAUUAUCUCUGAAUAUGGACUUGUAUGAUUUAAGAAAAAUGAAGCCUGUGGUUAGUCUCAUUUUAUUCCUGGCCUGUUACCGAGCAAUUGUGGGACAAGAAUUGGAACACUGCUGUUUGCAUUUUGCAUACAGUGCUUGCCGAUGUCCUAUUUUGUGCCUGGUGACAGCUUUUUUAGGACCUGUCUCACAUUUUCUUCCAGUGGAAGAAUGUACAUUUUCUGUUUAACUGGAAAAUGUAAACUGCUGUAAAUAUUUCUUAUUGUACAUACCAGUGUUAAGUAAAUCUUCAAAUGUUUGAUUUUACUGUAAAGUGGAUUUAGCUGAAAGCUUUGAAAUGUUGCUAAUUUUUUCCACUUCUUGCCAUCUCUAGCUUAAAUUGCCAAAUCAUAAUGAUUCAACUUUCUGAAAAGUAUUUAUUUGUUAAACUGUUUUAAGAAAUUUUCCUUGAGGGCUCUAUAAUCAUUUAUUUUUCCAUGACAAUAAAUGGUGUACAGUGCAGUGUUUUGCUUUUAGUAUUGUUGAAGCAGGAGGUUAGGAAACAUUUGGCUCGUUUAGAACAGGUGUCUAAAUGACCAUGAAGACAGAUGAGGACUUGCACAUGAGUUGAAGGCUACACAAGUAGUCUGUCCAUGUACGAAUACAGUGUAAUAACUUCUCUUACUUAAAAUGCUGCUUUGAGGGCCCCAAGUUUGAGAUUGUAUUUUAAAGCCUCUUUCCCCAAGUUUGAGAUUGUGUUUUAAAGCCUCUUUCCCCAAGUGUAGCAAAUGUAACUUUAGUCCUUCUCCCUGAACUACAAAACGGAGUAAUGUAAUUGUUACUGUGGAAAAUUGUGCAUAUUGAAACUGCUUACAUUUGCAGGGCUUGCAGUACGUACAUGGCAGUUCACCCUUAGCCACAUUUACCCAAGGUAUCUUCUCAGAUAUUUGGUGUUUGAAGUUGACACACUGAUGCAGCUAUAUUGACAUUGUUUGCACUUGUCACUGUAGUAUUCCUUCCCAAGUCUGCAUCUUAAGUUUGUUAGGAAAAGACUAUCCUUGUGAUGAGCUUUGAUAGUGAAAUAUUUGUUGCAUAAACUGUUUGGAGAAGGGUUGCUGGACACAUUUAAGUAAUGCAGCCAUUGCCAUACCUUUAGUUAAGAAACAAGUCUGUAAUUUGCAUUUGAAAGGCAUGCUUUUUAAUAGACAUUUAGAUAUUUGCAUUAAUGUGUACAGGACUAAUUUUUAUGGGGUACUCCAGGUUCACUGCAGAUUGACAGUUAUGUAUUCAGGUAUGGUGAAUUUGGAAGGUAAUGUGGUAAGAAUUUUGCCUCUGCUGGUUGCAGUAUUUUUUGACUCGUCAGUCAAAUGAUUGUACAUCAUUAAUAUGCGCGUAUGUAAUUUAAAAAUUAAAGUGGCCAAGUCUAAGACCAACCAAAGAAUGUUAAUCUCGGAGAGACUCCACCAUUUAACAUUUCCUACAUGUUCUGUAUGUAUAGAGUCCCUGUUUAUUUUUGCACUUUACCUGGGCUGUAUGUUGGUACUGAUUUUCACGUUGAGCUGCUUUUCUGUUGGUUGCCAAGCAAUAAAGUACAUGGAUCACAUCUGGCCAAGUUACAAAUUCCUUGAAAUAAACAUUCUGUCAUUAUGCAAGA